Messenger RNA from Zymoseptoria tritici IPO323, 778 nucleotides. RefSeq lists its product as uncharacterized. The record is from RefSeq and is a predicted model, not a curated record. Bases 17 to 778 code for a protein of 253 amino acids. The transcript has 5 exons. NCBI's taxonomy places the organism in Eukaryota, Fungi, Ascomycota, Dothideomycetes, Mycosphaerellales, Mycosphaerellaceae.
GUCAAGAACUUUCAACAUGGCACCCACUGGAUUGGCAAUUCUCAUCGGCGCCGGGCCCGCAACGGGCGCAGGCAUCGCCCGAAUCCUCUCUCACCCCUCUCACGGGAACAUGGCCGUUGCUCUCCUCGCCCGACGUCCAGAACCCCUCAACGAUCUCGUCAAAUCCCUCCGCUCCCAAAACUCCGGCGCCGUGCUCGAGUCCUUCCCCACGGACACGGCACCCGACAAUCUCAAGAAAGCCUUUGCGGACAUUAAAGCGCAUCAAUCCUUCUCCGGCUUGAAACUCAAAGUCGCCAUUUUCAGCGUCAAGUCGAGUUCCAAGAAACCGUUCAUGGAGGAGACUUUUGAUCAAUUCAUGGAGCCGUUGGAGUCGUAUGUGGGUGGCGCGAUGGUGUUUGCGCAGGAGAGUUUGAGGAGGAUGUUCGAGGACCAUGGGGAGAAGACGUUGGCUGAGGGCGCGGAGAAGAAGGGCACGAUUAUUUUUACUGGAACGUUGGGUGCGUUGCGAUGCAAUGCUGAGUAUGGAAGCUAUGGUGCUUCACGUGGCAGUGUAAGACAGCUCGCACAGGCGCUCGCACGUGAGAUGUCUCCAAAGGGCGUGCACGUCGCACACGCCAUCGCGAACGGCCGUAUUACAGACGCCGACUCCGACGAGACCAAGUCUGGAAAGCACAUCGCUGCCGAGGCAGUGGGAAAGACAUACCUCUGGCUGGCAAACCAGGACCCCACGUUGUGGACCCAUGAGCUGGAUCUCCGCCCGGCGCAGGAGAAGUUCUAG